AUGUCAGAAGGGGACAGUGUUGGGGAGUCAAUCCAUGGAAAACAAUCUAUAGUCGCCGCCUUUUUCACUCGUGUUGGACAGAUCUAUCAGUCAUGGCUAGACAAGUCAACACCAUACUCUGCAGUCCGAUGGGCCUCCACUCUUUUACUUACCGCUUUAUACAUGAUCAGAGUGUACAUAUUACAGGGUUGGUAUAUAGUAACAUAUGCCUUGGGAAUCUACCAUCUGAACCUGUUCAUUGCAUUUCUAUCUCCAAAAGUGGAUCCUUCACUCCUUGACGAAGAUGAGGGCCCUGCCCUUCCGACCAAGCAGAAUGAAGAGUUCCGUCCUUUCAUCCGAAGGCUACCCGAGUUCAAAUUCUGGCAUUCAGCAACAAAAGGCAUUGUCAUUGCCAUGAUUUGCACAUUUUUUGAAGCCUUCAAUGUGCCUGUGUUCUGGCCCAUACUUGUCAUGUACUUCAUUAUGCUCUUCUGCAUCACCAUGAAAAGGCAGAUCAAGCAUAUGAUCAAGUAUAGAUACCUACCAUUCACGCAUGGGAAAAGGACAUACAAAGGCAAGGAAGACACAGGGAAACCUUUUGCAAGUUAA
Molecule: messenger RNA, 588 nt
Organism: Nerophis lumbriciformis (worm pipefish)
Lineage: Eukaryota; Metazoa; Chordata; Actinopteri; Syngnathiformes; Syngnathidae
Source: RefSeq, a predicted model, not a curated record